Clunio marinus is the source of this 201-nucleotide messenger RNA. Lineage: Eukaryota; Metazoa; Arthropoda; Insecta; Diptera; Chironomidae. The record is from the annotation of a GenBank genome assembly.
AUGUCUUUAAAUGAAGAAGAAUUGUCAUCUGUGCUUCUUGUCUCUUGUAUGAUCAUUAGUAUAGGACGAACAAAAUUUUUUUACAGAACCGUCUUUGCAAUGAGUUUUCGAGUAGUGCAGUAUUUUAUUACAAAUUCACAAUCACUAUAUAAAAAUUCGACAAUUUGUUCAACAACUCUUGAGGUUGGACUGAAAGUGUGA